Molecule: messenger RNA, 1200 nt
Organism: Verticillium alfalfae VaMs.102
Lineage: Eukaryota; Fungi; Ascomycota; Sordariomycetes; Glomerellales; Plectosphaerellaceae
Product: alanine aminotransferase
Exons: 3
Coding region: 1-1200 (399 amino acids)
Biological process (GO): biosynthetic process
Molecular function (GO): L-alanine:2-oxoglutarate transaminase activity; pyridoxal phosphate binding
Source: RefSeq, a predicted model, not a curated record
AUGUCCACAAAGCCCGGCCCGCGCCUGAACGCGCAAAACAUCAACCCCAAUGUCGUCGCCGCACAGUAUGCUGUCCGCGGCGAGCUUGCCGUCAAGUCCGAGGAAUACCGAGCGAAGCUCGCCAAGGGCGACAAGGACCUUCCUUUUGACCAGGUUAUCUCCGCCAACAUUGGCAACCCGCAGCAGCUCGACCAGAAGCCCAUCACCUUCUUCCGACAGGUCCUGAGUCUCAUGGAGAACCCCCUGCUGCUCGAGCACAAGGACGUUCUCACGAACCAGCUGGGCUACAAGACCGACGUCAUUGAGCGUGCCGAGUGGUUGCUGAGCAAGGUCGGCUCUGUGGGCGCCUACAGUGCCAGUGCCGGCGUGCCUGCGAUCAAGGAGAGCAUCGCCAAGUUCAUUGAGCGUCGCGAUGGCUUCCCUGCCGACCCCUCCAAGAUCUACCUCUCUGGCGGCGCAUCCUCGGGCGUCAACACUCUGCUCAACGUCAUCUGCGCCAGCCCCAAGACGGGCGUCCUCGUCCCCAUCCCCCAAUACCCCCUCUACACCGCCUCUCUCGCCGUCCUCAAUGCCACCUGCGUGCCGUACUAUCUCGACGAGGCCGCGGGCUUGGGAGCGCAAGUUCGACCACCAAGAGCUCGCGUCCUGCACUCGUCUCCAAGGGCAUGGUCGGCGAGUGCGGCCACGCGGCGGCUACUUGAGCUCGUCGGCUUCGCCCCUGAGGUCGAGGCCGAGAUUUACAAGUUUGUCUCCAUCACCCUCUGCGCCCCCGUCGUCGGCCAGUGCAUGGUCGAGCUCAUGGUCCGGCCCCCCGUUGCCGGCGAGCCCUCGUACGAGCUCUACGACCGCGAGUACAGCCGCAUCUUCAACGGCUUGCGCGAGCGCGCCGUCGCCCUCCACAAGGCCUUUGCCGACAUGGAAGGCGUCGAGUGCGGCGCGCCCCAGGGCAGCAUGUACCUCUUCCCCACCAUCCGGCUGCCCGCGCGCGCCGCCGACGCUGCCGCCAAGGAGGGUCGCAAGGCCGACGAGUUCUACUGCCUGCGCCUGCUCGAGGCCACGGGCAUCUGCGUCGUGCCCGGCAGCGGCUUCGGCCAGAAGGAGGGCACCUUGCACUUCCGCACCACCUUCCUGGCGCCAGGGACCGAGUGGGUCGGCCGCAUUGUCGACUUUCACAAGAAGUUCAUGGACGAGUUCCGUUAA